This is a messenger RNA of Didymodactylos carnosus, 765 nucleotides long. The record is from the annotation of a GenBank genome assembly. Lineage: Eukaryota; Metazoa; Rotifera; Eurotatoria; Philodinida; Philodinidae.
AUGCGAAUAGUAAAAAAUCAAUCUGUUAUAGCAAUGGCUUGUUGUAGAAAUGUUCAUCGAUUUUUACCAGUAUUUCGACGUAAUGUUGAACGAAUUGUUUCGGUAUUCAAAGAUUAUAAGAUUUUACUUGGAGAGUCCGAUUCUAGCGAUCGAACACUCUCUUAUCUUUACAAUUGGUCAUUAUCAAAUAAAAAUGUUAUUGUACAAUCAUACGCUCAAAUGGGAUUUUUUUCUAAACGAGCACAACGUAUUGCUCAUUGUCGAAAUAGUUUGAUAACGUUAGCAAAAAAUAAGUCUUAUUUUUAUAAAGCAAGCUAUUAUCUUGUCAUGGACGUUGAUGUAACAUCGAACGAUGUUCUCAGUUUAGAAAAUUUUUUAUCAAAUUUCGAAUAUCCUAUGCAACAAUGGGCAGCAAUGACCGCUACACAAGUAUCAGAAUAUUACGACAUUUGGGCCUUACGAACGACCCUUUAUCCAUACGAUUGUUGGGAAAUGGUGAAAAAAAAUACGCCAUUCUUAUUCGAUCUUAAGCCUCUUACUAAAAAAUUUAUUUCCAUUCAUCAAAAACCAAUACCACGUGAACAUCCGUUAAUUGAAGUAGAUUCAUCGUUUGGAGGUUUCGGUUUAUAUUCAACAAAAUAUUUACAUAGCUGUAAAUACUCUGGUUAUGAAGGGUAUGAACUAUGUGAACAUGUUUCAUUCAAUAAAUGCGUUAAAAAGAAUAGUGGAAGAAUAUUUAUUAAUCCACGAUUUCAGAUCGCUUAG